AAAAAGCACUGCGCCGCGUGCCUCAGUCCAGCCAUGGUGAACAAGAGGACCAAGAAGGCUGGCAUCACCGGCAAGUACGGUGUGCGGUAUGGCGCCUCGCUGAGGAAGACUGUCAAAAAGAUGGAGAUCUCGCAGCACGCGACGUACACGUGCGUCUUCUGUGGCAAGGACUCGAUCAAGCGCGUGGCGACCGGCAUCUGGCACUGCAAGGCCUGCAAGAAGACUGUUGCGGGCGGCGCGUACACGCUCAACACUGCACAGGCUGCGCAGGUGCGAUCGACGAUCCGCCGCCUGCGGGAAGGCACCGAGGUUUAGAGGGCGUGCGCGUAAAGAGUCAUGUGCGUCGGGGGAGGGUGUUGGGCGGCUG
Emiliania huxleyi CCMP1516 is the source of this 367-nucleotide messenger RNA. RefSeq lists its product as hypothetical. Gene Ontology annotation, molecular function: structural constituent of ribosome. Gene Ontology annotation, biological process: translation. Gene Ontology annotation, cellular component: ribosome. Bases 34 to 315 code for a protein of 93 amino acids. The record is from RefSeq and is a predicted model, not a curated record. NCBI's taxonomy places the organism in Eukaryota, Haptophyta, Isochrysidales, Noelaerhabdaceae. The transcript is spliced from 3 exons.